AUGUUAAACGAAGAAGAGUACGAUUACAACGAAAACUACAAUGAACACGAAUACCUGGACGAAUUUCUGGAUGAAGUGUCCGUGUACAAAGGAUUGUCCAAAAUAGGAGUCUACAAAGGCGGUCGCAACGAAAACGAAGAACGUCAUGGAUAUGGCCAGGCGAUAUUGCCCAAUGGUGACAAGUACUCCGGUUACUAUGAUAACGGGCUUCGGCACGGUCACGGGGUGUAUAAGUUUGCAAACGGUGGCAAAUACGACGGGCACUACAAGAAAGGCAAGAGGUAUGGCGAGGGCACGAUGAUUUAUCCGGACGGUACCAAGUACGAAGGUAGUUGGAGGAACAACGAAAUGUGGGGACAAGGAACGUACACGUACAAGAACGGUGACGUGUACUCUGGCACUUGGAAAGCCGACAUAAAACACGGUCUGGGGGCUUACAAGUUUUGCAAAACUGGAGUCAUUGUAACGAGCGUAUGGCAGGAAGGUCAAAGAGUGAAGGGAUUCAAAGUUUUCUAUCCGAGCCAGACUGGAGGGUCUGGUUACACGUUUUGCAGCACGUGGGAUGAAAACCAAUCGUACAUGGGCGAAGGAUUUUUCGUGUUCAGCGACUUGAACUGCAUGCUGAGAGGCAGAUUUUCGAAGGUGAAAAAUCCGUACUUCGUCAACAUGGGCAAAAAAGCAGAGAGACAGAUUGAUCUUUGGCGGGUCGAUGAAAUCCUACCAGAAAUCAAAGAGAUGUUGCCGCGUAUACCCAAAGACCGACCGUUCCUGUACCAGAAGACAGACUCUUCCCUAGUGUGCGACUUACCUAGCGAAGUUCGUCCGACCAUGAGUGACGCCGAAGUUUACAAGAGGUCGGACAACUUGUGGGACGAAAUGGUCGGUGAAGAGGGCGAAGAAGGACACUUAGGGUACACGUGGAAACCGGACGAAUGCGACUUGAUUGCCGCCGACCCGUCGAUGGAUCUGAACAGUUUGAAAUCGGUCCCAGACAACGUUUCCAGCACUAGCCUCGUCGAAACACCUUUCAUUUGA
This is a messenger RNA of Adelges cooleyi (spruce gall adelgid), 1035 nucleotides long. RefSeq names its product radial spoke head 1 homolog. Gene Ontology annotation, biological process: axoneme assembly; spermatid development. Gene Ontology annotation, cellular component: nucleus; motile cilium. Bases 1 to 1035 code for a protein of 344 amino acids. Lineage: Eukaryota; Metazoa; Arthropoda; Insecta; Hemiptera; Adelgidae. The transcript has 5 exons. The record is from RefSeq and is a predicted model, not a curated record.